Molecule: messenger RNA, 645 nt
Organism: Spodoptera exigua (beet armyworm)
Lineage: Eukaryota; Metazoa; Arthropoda; Insecta; Lepidoptera; Noctuidae
Source: the annotation of a GenBank genome assembly
AUUUUUACUCAAUUAACAUUCUGUUUAUUAUUUAGGAUUUAUAACUAAUUAAUUGUAGAUAUAAAAUACAAAAAUGAAAGCCCUUAUUCAACGUGUCAUGAACGCUAAAGUUACCGUAAAUGAUGAAGUUAUUAGCAGUAUUGGGCAAGGAAUUUGUGUCUUCAUCGGAAUAUCGAAUACCGACAGUAAAAAGGAUAUGGAAUAUAUUGUACGGAAAUUACUAAGCAUAAAGUUAUUUGAUGAUGAAUCUGAGAAGAAAUGGAAGAAAAGUGUAUCAGACAGAGAUUUUGAAAUACUCUGUGUUAGUCAGUUUACUCUCUACAACACAUGGAAGGGUAAUAAACCUGACUUCCACAAUGCAAUGCCAGGUGACAAAUCAAAAGAAUUUUAUGAAAACUUCCUGCAAAUGUUGAAGGCUGCUUACAAACCAGACAAAGUUAAAGACGGCAAAUUCGCAGCCUACAUGCAGGUAAGCAUACAAAACGACGGCCCAGUGACGUUCGAGAUAGAAUCUCCAGCCAGUCUGCGCAAUCCUAAGGAACGAAAUGGCACCAAAGCGGAAAACAAAGAGAUUCAAGAAGAUAAUUUAGAUUGAAGAUAUUAUUAUAGGUAGAAACUGAUAUUAUAAUUGAUAUUAUUUAUAAG